AUGUUGAGGAGUGCAUUGGUCUUGCUUAUAGGAGUCUAUGCUUGCUGCUCCGCUGACUACUCGGCUCUCUCCUACACCGACCGUAAAUGUGGAAACGAUUCGGCCAACCUAUGGUUGGACGUGGUAGUCGUUGUCGACAACUCUCAAGGAAUGACCAGCAAUGGGUUGACUGAUAUCGCUUCCAACAUUGGCUCGGUAUUCGCUCAAUCCCGAAUCGGCACCACAAACUACUUGGACCCACGAACCACUCGCGUCGCACUGGUCACCUAUAACUCCGACUCCUACACAAACGCAGACUUGAAUCAAUUCCAGUCAACCGGUGACCUAUUCAACAAUGUUUUUUCGGCUCUCUCGACGCUUAGCUCCACCGAUCAGUCCUACCUUGAAACCGGGUUAUCCACUGCCGAGCAGCUUCUGAAAGCCGGAAAAACUCAAUUCAAUCGAGCACAUUUCAAACGAGUAGUCAUUGUAUAUGCAUCCGCUUACGAGGGAGAAGGGGAACGGGCGCCAAUGCCGGUGGCCGAUCGAUUAAAGGGAGAUGGAGUCAAGAUUAUUACGGUGGCUUACGAUCAACGGGGCGAUGGAGCGUUGUUGGAUCAACUUGCGCAGAUUGCCAGCCCUCGAAUGAAUUUCACUAAUAAUGGAAAUCUUUUGCCACAGGUGAAAGGAGCGUUGUAUGAAGCCAACUGUUUCUGUCCUGACGACUGGGUUCAAUACCGUCAAACCUUUGGCGACGUCACCUCCCAACCAUACGGUACCUGCAUCCAACCAGUCGGCCUCACCGCCGUCUGGCAAGCUGCCAAGUUGGGUUGUGCGAACCGCCGGCAGAACACAUUCCUCGUCAACGAGUACACCCCGCACAAACAUGACUUCGUGUUGAAAUCCGCGUCAGUCACCUCUGGUUUCAGUCAGCCAUGGAAGUACCAUAUCGGCUUGAACUGGCGGAAUGGCAAUUGGACGUGGGACCAACCGACUGGAUGGCCACAGCCGGUGCUCCAACAAUGGUAUAACUGGAUUCAAGGGUACCCGGUGUCAUCGUCUUCCAUGUCGGGUUGUAUGAAUGUUCAGAGUGGAUUUGGAACUGGAUGGAAGAAUAUUGCAUUGUAUACUGAGUCGGCUAAUUAUGUUUGUGAGACAGCGAGUUGUGAUACCGAUAAUUACUGUGCUACUAAUGUUUAA
Caenorhabditis remanei is the source of this 1179-nucleotide messenger RNA. RefSeq lists its product as uncharacterized. NCBI's taxonomy places the organism in Eukaryota, Metazoa, Nematoda, Chromadorea, Rhabditida, Rhabditidae. Gene Ontology annotation, biological process: innate immune response. Bases 1 to 1179 code for a protein of 392 amino acids. The record is from RefSeq and is a predicted model, not a curated record. The transcript is spliced from 4 exons.